UAAUUCGACUGAAACAGCGAUAGGUGUAUUUCGUCUUAGCGAUUCGCUGAGCUGCGCCGCCAGCUCAGCACGCUUUGUGGGCAUUACUUGGCAGCCCGACAAUCACUUCACCAACUCCCGCUGCUGACGUGGCCGCAAUGUCCAAUCCGAUCAUGCCAAGUGCAGCCGCGGGCGCAGGCGGGACCCAGGCUGCUCCAGCCGCUGCAACCGGAGCCGGGGGGGUAAUCGGAGGAGCCGCGGGGAUAAUCGGAGGAGCAGUGGCAGCAGAAAUGACUAGAGGCGGAGGACAGGGAGGAGCAGGAAGUUCUAUAGUAACGAUGGAGGCAGCAGCAGUAACACCAGCAGGAGCAGCAGCAGCAAAAGUAGGUAUUUCCCCCGCUGCUGCACCGCGCGAGUCAUCUAUCCCCGCGCCGCCUAAGGUGCUAGCGGACGCGCUCGAUCUCCUCGAGGCGGCGUCGCGGCUUAUAACGGAGGUGCGCAGCGGCGUGGACGUGCUUAUAGAGGGGGUGGUGACGUCAGCGGAGGCGCGCGGGGAGGGAUGGGGAGGGGAGGAGGAGGGGGCGGGAGGAGCGGGGGAGGUGAUGGGGGAGGUGGAGAGGAGAAUGAGGAGCCACGUGGCACAGCUACAAGGCAUUGGCAGGCAAUUAACGGACCUGGGAGCAUGGGAAGCAGACACCACGCCCGCCCCAAAACCUGAAACUGAUUCUACCAACCCCCCUGCGGCUGCCGCCGCCACUGCUGGCAGUGGUGCUGCCGCUGGGGACACCAGUACUGUCGCCUCUGGAGCAGCAGCAGGAGCAGGGGCAAGAGGAGGGGGAGGCGAGGGCAAAGGGAAAAAGGAGGGUUUGAAUGGUGAAUCAAAAAGAGGAGGGGAGGGUGGCAGGAUGGAUGGUAUUUCCAGGAAGGUUCUAGGGGGAGUGAAGAUGGCUCCUCUGGUGUGCGGCGAUGGCAUGUUGGUGAACUAUGCGUGGAAGAGGCAGAUCGCUGCCCAUGCUGCCACCGGUGCGGCCAAGCGAACAGGCAUUGCGCUCUCUGCGUUUCAGCGCCACAGGCAGCGAGUCUUCCCCUCCCUCGCACCCCCUACUGUCACACUUGCUGCAGUGGCGCACCAGCUAGCCAAGCGACCUAGAGUCUCUCCUCCUGCUGCACCCGACGGCACUGGCACUGGUACUACUGCUGCUGCUGCUGGUGCUGCUGCUGGUGCUGCUGCUGCUGGCGCUGCUGGUGCUGCUGGUGUUGGUGCUGGUGCUGCUGGUGCUGCUGAUGGUGCCGCUCCUACUGCUGGGAUCCAAGAUCCGUCCGCUAGUGCUGCUGCUGCUGCUGCUUCUUCUGCUGAUGUUGGUGCUGCUGGUGGUGCUGUUUCUAGUGCUGGUGGUGUGAAGGAAGGGGGCGCUGCUGCAGGAGUGGCCGGGGGGGAGGGGGCUGCAGCCAAUGGAGUGGGAGGGGAGGAGAAAGCAGCAGAAGCAGGUGCAACUGGGGAAGGCUCAUUUGCUGCCACAGAUACUGCUGCUGCUGCUGCUGGUGCUGCAUCAGGGACAGCAGAAACCACCUCAGCCAACACAGGUGCCUCUGGGGAAGGUGCAUCUGCCGCCGCUGCAGAUACACCUGCACCUGCUACUGGUCCGGGGGCAGGUCUGGGCCGAGCCACCCCACCAGCAGGUUUGGGGGUGCUGGGGGCGCUAGGUGCAGAGGAAGAUGGAGGAGGAGGGAUGGAUGCAGGAGUGGGAGAGGGGGCAAAGGGGGCUCAGGAGGGUAGUGAAAGCAAGGCAAGGGCAGAGGGAACAGAGGGAGGGGGAGCAGGGGGAAAAGGAGGUACUGCUGGUGUGGCUGGUGGUACUGGAGGGGAAGGAGCAGGGCUUGCGAGUGUGAAGAGAGAGUAUGGAGCGAGAGAGGGGGACAGUAGUGGUGAUGGCGGUGGUGAUAGUAAAAUGGGUGGCACCAGCGGUACUGGUUCUGGUGCUGAUGGUAUUAAUGCUGACCCGGCAGCAGCAGCAGAGGACCCCACUCCCACACGACUGGGAAAUAAGAGGAGACGCGGCGAGGGUGGUUACCGCAAUGGUUACAUGGAUCCGGUGCUGUGCAGAGUGUUACAGCACGUGCAGCAGGCCUGCCCUGCCAUGUCCGUCACUCUCCUCUCGCGCUCUUCCUGGCCCAGACACCUCAUGGGGCAAACCGGUAGACAGUGGGCUGCUGUGAGUGAAGGGGAGAGGAGGGGAAGAGGAGAGAAGGAGGAGGGGGGAGAGAACAAGGAGAGGAAGCAAGUGAAGCAGGAGCAAGGAGAGCUGAAACCUUCAAAAGCAUCCCCGUUAAAAGCAUCCUCGUUAAAAGAUUGCGCUCCCGUGCAAAGACCGGAUUCCGAGGGAGAGGACAUGGAGGCCAUCUGCCCGCCAGGAGUGGUAGAGGCGAAGGUUCCCGGAGCCUUCCGAGCGGUCAUCUCCCUGAUGCCAGCUGGCAGCUCGCGAGUGGAUGGGGUGGCUGUGUUCGGGACCAAUGAGGUGGGGCCGCACGUGCAUGCAUGGGGGCAGUCCCACCACACGGCAUUCCAGCUGGUUUCUGCUCAAGCCCGCACUGCCCUGCGUACACUCUCCUGCGCCUCCUCACUCCCCCACCGCACUUCAUCCAACCCUCCAUCCAGCCCUCCAUCCAGCCCUCCAUCCAGCCCUCCAUCCAGCCCUCCAUCCAGCCCUCCAGCCAGCCCUCCAUUGGAAGGCCUGCUGGAAUGGCUGCACUCCUUCCGGAAUCUCUUCCAACAACCGUGCAACGCAUGCCAUCGCAUCAUCGCUCUCCACCAUCCCUCCCGCCAGCUCCUACCGCCUGUCAUCCGCCCCCUGGCUGCUCUCACCUCUGCUGCUGGCGCUGCACCUGCCGCUGCUGCUGACACUGGCUCUGGUGGUGCUGACAGCAUUGGUCCCUCUGCCUCAGCCCCUGAGGGUGGUGGUGGUGGUGGUGCUUCUGGAGCGGGUCUAAAGGAAGGCUCGGUGGAGGAUGGAGCAGCUAUGGCAGGACAAGAAGAAGGUGAAAGAGUAGUUGCGUGGCACCUGGGAUGUGCUAUUCCGUGCUUGUAAUGCCAUGGAAAUAUGAAGGUUGUUGCGGUCGUUUGCAAAUCCACUGGUUGUUAGUGGUGCUGCCAGUGCUGCUGGUGGUGUUGAAGUAGCUAGGUAGCUAGGUAGGUAGAGAUGUCAACUUAUACAUAUGCUGUAUGUAGAAGUUAUAGGCUAGCCUAGGUGUGUGCUUCUAGUGAGUACAACCCCAACAGAUAUAUGUUCUAGGUUUCUCACACUA
Closterium sp. NIES-67 is the source of this 3282-nucleotide messenger RNA. NCBI's taxonomy places the organism in Eukaryota, Viridiplantae, Streptophyta, Zygnematophyceae, Desmidiales, Closteriaceae. The record is from the annotation of a GenBank genome assembly.